AAUGAUGAAUUGUAUCACUUAAUUUGUGUCACAAAAUUAAAUGAUACUAUUUUGAAUCAUUUAUUUAUAAAUGAAACAGAAAUAAAUAAUUUAGCAUUACUUAUAAUAAAUUGAUGUUAAUAUUAACUAAUUUAGCAUCAGUUCAAUAAAUCGAUAUAAUUUGUUCUAAUUUGUAUCACUUUAACGAAACUGAUAUUACUAUAUAAAGUUAUAUCAAUUAAACAAAUGAUGUAUUUAUUUGUUUGACUAAUAUCAUUUAUUUAAAUAAUACAAAAUUUUCAUUAAUAGAAAAUGAUGCAAAUCAAAAAUGUUAAUACCACUAAAAUAAUUAGAUGGAUUAAUCUUAAUUAUAAAACGAAGGUAACUGUUUUUUUUUCUGCAACUUUUACUGCUUUUCUUUACUUGUCGAAAUGUCUCUAACGUUAGGUCUUUUGAAUACUAGAGCUACCUUUUUCUUAGUAUCUGUUUUGUGCUCAAUAUGCUGUUUUGUGUUUCUAGUUUUAUCCUAUUUUUUUUUCAAAGAACCGAUGUCCGCUGAUUAAUCUAUCCCGGAUCAUAAUUUGAACAUGUAAACUGAUGAGCGUGAAGGAACUUGAAACGCACUUGAACCACUGAUCAUUUGUAUUGCACUUUGAUUUAUUUCCAGUUACAUAAUAUAUAGAUAUAAUCACGAUUAACAACUUCCUAGUUAAUAUAGUUUCAGGAAAUAAAAAAAACUACUUCCUAGUUCGUUAUCUAAAAAUAUAUAAAUUUAAACCAUAAUAUUUUCCCCCACUAACUAUUAACUAGCAGUUAAGAUUGUGAUCACGAAAUGAUUUGUUUCCUGCUGAAAAUCCAAAAUAUCUCCAAGAAAUUAUAUAUUUUGCACUAUCCCACUAACCUCAUUUCUUCCUUGCAACAAUUUAAUAUCUUCUUUUAAUUUGCUCUUUCUUCUUUCUUUCGAUUAGUUCUGGUACUCUCUUCUUCUCUCUUGGGAUUUCAAUAGGAUUAAUGAUGACAAUCUUCGCUACAGUCACCUUCCACCGUAACAACCGCCACCAUAAUCCUUCAUCCCCGUCCCCUUCCACUGCCGUCGUAGCCGUUUCUUUUAAUUUGCGAAUCUGUUUUUUGUGCGUAUAUGUUGGUGGAUAAUUAAUGUGUUUAUAUAUUUUUGCUAUAUUCUAGUAACAAUGUGCAUAUAGGCCUCUUGGAAAUAAUUAAGAAACUUCCUUUUAGCUGAAUGAAAAACCUUCAAUUCAAAACUUAUGUUGUCGAUUUUAGAUAUUUUUCUGGUUGCUUUAGUUAAUCAUUAUGUUGUGAAACUGUAGGAAAUGGAUGCUAAACCCUUGAGAGUUAAUGCUGGUCCUCCUCCAACAAGGAAGAAAGAUCUUUGGAGAGUAGAAGCAUUCCCACAUCCCCUCCUAGAAUGUUUUUUAUCUACUAACUAAUGAAGCUAAUGUAAAACGUUAUGUUCAUAUAGUUCUCUCUGCUUAAAUUCUUUGUUUGGUUCUCUUUUUGAUGUUCAGAGAAGGAUACAAUUUAAGUUUAAAUAAUAAAUAAGUAAUUUUUUUAUUUAUUUUUUUUUAUAUUUUUCUUAUUUAAAAAAAUCAAAUAAAUAUUAAAUUAUGAGAAUUGUUUUUUACGUCAACUUUAUUUAUGUAAAUAUAAAAAUUUAUCAUCAUUUUUUUUUAAAAUGACACAAAUAUUAGAAUCAUUUGUGAAAUUGAUAUCAAUUUAACGUCACUUAUAUAGAAGUGAUAAUAAUAUAAUAAAUCAGUUAUCGUAAAUGAUACUAAUAAUAACAUCAUUUAGCAAAAUUGAUGCAAAAGUUAACGUCACUUUUUCAUAAAUGAUAUAUACUCACAUCACUUAUUUAAUUAAUGCAAAUAUUCAGUAUUUUUACAUCAAUUAUUACUAAAGUGAUGUCAAUUAUUUGCAUCACCACUUUCAGAGUCAUUUAUUUAAAUGAUGCAAAACUUUUUUACAUCAUUUAUAAAUGAUACAAAUAUAUAAAAUAAAUGAUGUAAACUAACCUUUUUUUUGUAGUGACUGCUAACUGGAAUCAACUUUUGAUUUUUAGAGGUUAGGAGCGGUGUUAAGCGAUUUAUGUUUUUUUGUGACUUUUGUAAUUUGUCAAAAAACAGUUAAUUCGUAGAAAAUCAACAAUUUUUUUUUGAAUAAAAGAAAAUCAACUUUACAUAAGAAAAGAUGGGAACUCCCUACAUCAAGAAAACAAAUAUCAAUUUGUGAUCAUCAAAUAGAAAUAGUGUAAUUUCAUGGAAAUUAAAAAGAAAUAAGGAAAUCAAAUAAUAAUACGAUGAAAGCAAGUGGAAAAAAAAAGAAUAUAAUGAAAAUUAAACACAUAUACAGAAAGUCAUGCAAAAUUAUACUAGUCUACAACACUCGAACGUCCUUACCACAAUGUAGUUUAAAACGUUAGCAAAUUUGUAAAUCAUUAUGGAGCAAUGAUGUAUAUGGUUGACUGUGAUAACAAAAACUUUUGGAGUGAUGUGAGUAUAUAAAAUGCGUGUUUCUUUUAUAUAAAGACCAAAUAACUUUUAGCGUAUGUGACAUAACAUUGGAGUGAUGUGAGUAUAUAAUAUGCAUGUUUUUGAUAUAAAGACCAAAAAAACUUUUAGCAUAUGUGACACUCGCUUUAUCUUUCUAAUUGAUAAUCAUAUUUUCUCGAAUAAAUUGCCUCCGACUCUAUGAAACAUAAAUAUCAUAAUUAACGUUUGCUUUUCAAUUCGGUUGUAAAAAUUACGAAUCUACCCCUGUCGGCUUAAUAUAAGAACCCUAGUUCUCCCUUCUAUUUUUGACAUAAACAUCUCUCUCCUUCUCUCCCCCACUCACCGGAAACUGACUCCGACGUACAUCUCCGGCUUCACAUUACAAAACCAAGUUGAAAAUGAUGAAAGGAGGCAACAAACUGAUGAAGCUGAAAUCAGUUUUGAAGAAGCUCAACUCGUUCAACACCAAGCCGAACCAACCACCGAGUACUCCAGCCUAUCACGGUCGCUCCUCCUCCGUGAGUGCAUUUCCCUUAGAAGACCUUCACACCGUCUACGUCGGCAGAACACGGCGUCCGUACCAGGUGAGCUCUGAUGUCGUGAGCCAUCCGCUCUUCCAGCAGCUAGCGGCUAUGGAUGGUGGAUGCGGCAGCGAGGACGGUUCGAUCGCCGUGUCGUGCGAGGUUGUCUUGUUUGAGCAUCUCCUUUGGAUGCUUGAUAACGCCGACGCCGACGAGUCACGCCCAGAGUCGGUCCACGAACUCGUCGAGUUCUAUGCCUGUUAACUUCUCGUAUGAUUAAUUUAGGUGAAAAUUAUACUACUAAUGAUUUAUAUAUGUUUGUAUAUUCUAUACUUAAUUAGUAUACUUUACACACAGCCUUUUGUUAAGAUCUUUCUUCUUCUUUUAAAUGAUACAAAAAUAAAUAAAUAAAUAAAUAAAUAUAUAUAUUUCAAUGUGUAAAAAUUGUCGUGCAAUUUGUAAUAUAAAAAUGUUGUUUUAUUAAAAAAAGUUGCAAUGUCAAUGUAGAUCAAUUAAUAGUCGUUCAAAUCAGUUGCCGGACUCUGCAGGCGCGAAGAAGAUCUAGAUAUAAUGGUCUGAUCAACGGAAAUUACAUUUGAUUGACGCGAUUUGCUCGAUUUAGCUAUUAAACGCUCAUAAUUAGUCAAGAUGGAUCCAUAUAUAUCCCUUUGCAUGGAUUACUAAGGUUUUAGCCAUCUUUAAGGGAUUUCAAAUACAAGGAAGAUUGAGAAGAACUUAAUGUUUGGCCGAAGGGAAUUAAGCCUAAAAGGGCAGACCAUCCGAAUAGGCUAUUGGUACAUUCAAUACAUCUUAAGAAAAGAUAUAGAUAUUUUCAGGCUGAAUAUGUGCAUUAGAAUGAGACUGAAAAAUCAUUUUAAAAGAAAUAGUAAAAAUUAGUUGUUAGAAUGUCAGUUGGGGCGAGCAAAAUUUUUAGUUGAAAAUCUUUCAAAUGAUACAAUAAUCAAUAAAUAUUUCAUGUAAUAUGAAAAGAUUGUCUUAGAUUUUUUAAUAUAUAAGAAUGUACAAUGUCAAUACAAAUCAAUUAAUAGAUUGGAUACAUAUGCUGGUCUGUCAAAUGAGCUGACCAGACUUUGAGAGAUUAGCCAGUAAGAUUUUAUACGUUUAACAAAAUUGUUAUUAAUCUUUAUCACAAUAUUUACAAAAGAACAAAUAUUAUACAAUUAUAUAAUGAAUUGUAGUAUAUAAAUAAGUAGUUUUGGUGUAAAUAUUAAAACUGCGUUAUCUAUCUUAAAAUCUCCGAAAUAUAAAUAAGUAGUUUUUGAAUAUUUUAAACUCAAUAUAGGCUGAUCAGCGCCUCCCCUCCCCCAAAAUAUAAUUUAGAUGAAUGAAAAAAUAUAUACGCAAGAUCACUUCCAGUUAAAUGAAUGAUAAAAUGAAUAUUUUUAACUAAUUAACUAUUAAAAAUAGAUGAAAGAGGGAAUUAGAACUACUCACAAAAACAAAACUCAGAAACUCACAACAGCUGCACCGUAUCUGGGUUCAAAUGUUUUCAUAGGUUUUGUAAGAAAAUAUUAAUUUUGUUUGGUAAAAUCGUCUUUCAUGAGGAAUGAAAAGCUGUAUAUAUUCUUUGUUUCUCUUAGAUAUCUUACAUGUUGUAACACUAAUUAAACAUUUUCAUCCCCACUAAUCAUUUUUAUGACAUUCCCCAAUUUUAAAAAGUAUAAAACCCAAAAGUAUCAUACGCCUGAUUUGUCUCUAGUCUUUAAUAUUUGCACCAAAAAAAUGAUUUGUCUCUAGUCCUUACACGCCCAAGCUCAUAAAAACAUCAUCGCGUGGCAACACUAUUUUAGCCCUGAGCAUCACAACAGGGUGUAUGGGUGAUCCAACUGAUCGUGCAGUAUUCAUUACUCAUUAGCCAACUUGGUCGACACACACAAAACGAUACUGAUGCAGCGCAUCUUAGCAUGGAGCCGUUUAUGUUUUGUCCAUUAUUUUGGGAUGUUGGUUUUUUUACUUUUUUGCUACACGAGAUAAUAACAACAGAGAACAUAAACGUCUUAGCAAAGAAAAACAGAGAACAUAAAUGUACACAUUUUUCGUACAAUAGAGGUUAUAUUUUUGUUUUAUCUCGCAUCACUCUGACCACCGAAUCCCUUCAUAUCUAACAUAACUUAAAUCCCCCUUGAAAAAAAAAAUGGAGAAGAAAAUGAAAACCAGGACAAUAAAAAAACCUGAUUUUACAAUUACACCCCCAAAGUAAUCACCCUAACAAUUUCCAUCAACAUGUGAUAAACAA
Molecule: messenger RNA, 5267 nt
Organism: Brassica napus (rape)
Lineage: Eukaryota; Viridiplantae; Streptophyta; Magnoliopsida; Brassicales; Brassicaceae
Product: auxin-responsive protein SAUR76-like
Exons: 1
Coding region: 2888-3274 (128 amino acids)
Biological process (GO): response to auxin
Source: RefSeq, a predicted model, not a curated record